Molecule: messenger RNA, 3540 nt
Organism: Monodelphis domestica (gray short-tailed opossum)
Lineage: Eukaryota; Metazoa; Chordata; Mammalia; Didelphimorphia; Didelphidae
Product: C-type lectin domain family 4 member K-like
Source: RefSeq, a predicted model, not a curated record
AGAAUCGAAAUGAUCAUUUAGUAUUUUCGAAUAGUUAAUCAUAAUCAUCACAUUUCUACUACAUUUUAACAUUUUUCAUGAUUCUUCCCCCAGAUGAGCCCUCUGAAGUAGAUGCUGCUUUUAUUCCCAUUUUACAGAAGAGAAAAUUGAAGCUCAGAGAGUUCUAAUAACUUGUUCAUGGUCACAUAGUACAUAUGUAAUAAAGCCUAGAUUUCCCUAGACCCCCUGACUCCAAGACUAUAGCUCCACAAUGCCUAUUAAUCCUAUAUCAUUGGCUUUGGCUCCCUUUUACCACAUACCCUUGUGGCUUCACAGUUAUGGCAGAGAAUGAACCUGAUGAGUCAGGGGAAAGGGAUGGGAGAAUGCCAGGAGCACCCUUUCUCUGGGCCUAACCAACACUGAUUUAUAGAAAAUAAUGUGAAGGAAGUAAGGGAGUCAGAUGUCUAAAUCUGUCACUUCCUCUUCUGCUGCUAAAAUGAUAGUUGAGUGAUGGCAAGGAAUGAGAAAGAUAUUGCUAUCCUAACCAGAGUCCAGAGGCAGAAAGGACUCCCACUGACCAGACAGCUCCUGAAGAAAAGGCAAGACAGAGAGGGAAAACCUAAAAUAAGGAUGGCACCUCGGGCUGAAAAAGACAUCAGAAAAUUAAAGAUCAUCCAAGCUGUCCUGACAAUCUUGGUCCUUGUCCUGGCUGUUGUUCUUAAAGUUGUGAUUUUCCUACAUCUUCAAGGGGGAAAUGACCAACUGGAGAGGGCCAAGAUCUCCAACAAAGCUCUGAAACUUCAAAAUGAAAUCCUCAGUCAGAGAAUCUCAGAGGCUACCAUUAUCCAUGGUGGGAAUCUCUACUACUUUUCCUGCGGUGAAAUGUCCUGGAAAGACUCUGAGCAGUACUGUGUGUCAAGGGAGUCCCACCUAACCUCAGUGACCUCAGCGGAAGAGCAGGAUUUCCUUUAUCGAAUAGCCAAUGGUACUUACUACUGGAUUGGUCUGAAAAAACAAAAUGCUGCAGGCUGGCAAUGGGUCGAUGGGACCCCAUAUGAGGAAGCCAAGAUCAAAGAGUUCUGGGCCAAUGGGAAGCCAAGCAAUGAAAAAGAAGACAAGGACUGUGCGCAUUUCUGGGCAAAAACACGACAAUCUUGGAAUAAUUACCUUUGCAUGUUUCCUUUCAAGUUCAUCUGUAAGUGGAACUGUCAGUCAUCUAAAAUGUGCGAAGGAAGAGAAAUGCUUGGCUCCUGAGGAUGUUGACUCCAUAGCAGAAACAACAGGGCAGACGGCAAACUGCCAUUGGGCUACCAGGCACAUGGCGGAGUCAAUGAGCUCCAUUUUCCUUUCCAAUUUCAAGUUCUUCCAAAGAAAGCUAGAAGGCAAUGCCAAUGGUUUGAUCACUUGUGCCAAGUGAUGUCCCCACUCCAUAAGGCAGCCACAGACCCUCCCUCCUCUCCUACUCAUCAGAGCUAGAGCAAUUGCCCAGUCUUGGAUCCCCCCGAUUUCUCCAGGUGUCCCUCACAUAUGCAAUGCCAUUCAGACUCAGGCUCCUUUCCUCUUCCUCCUAUGCUAGGGAAAUUUCUGAGGAGAGGAGACUGGCGCAGGACUUCCCAGCUGCCUCACUUCCCCAAGGGGAACUGAUUCUCAGAUUCCUGCCUGUGGAUCAGUAUCCCAGGAUCACAGCAUCCCAGUUCACCUUAGCCCUGAAAUAACUACUUUGUCAAGCCCAGGCUAGGAUCUCGCCCUGGACAGGGUUUAGUUCCUUUGGUUUUAUACUGGAGGUCCAGAAAGAAAAAGGCACCCUGUCAGGUUAAAAUGUAUGUUAAACAACCAGGAGUCUAUGCUGAAUAAGGAGACGUGAGGAUAUGUGGCUGUUUGGGAGAGGAAGGUUGGUGCCAUGAGACGCAUACACAAACAGAUGACAAAUUAGAUUAUUCAUAUCUACGUAAUAUAUGUAUAAACACUUUGUAAACCAUUAUGUGCUAUACAAAUAUGAGCCUUUGCUAAGAUUUCAUUUCCUUUUUUUAGGCAAAUAGGGUUAAAUGACUUGCCCAGGGUCACACAGCUAGUAAAUGUCUGAGGUUAGAUUUGAACUCAGAAAGAUGAGUCUUCCUGACUCUAGACCUAGAACUCUGACCACUAAGCUCCUAGCUGUACUUCAUUUACAUAUUUUUAAUUCAUUUUGGCUAGAAAUUAUCCUGGGUAGGAAUGUGCUGAGCUGAUUGUUAAAUUUUCAGUGUGAUCAUUUAUCUUAGAAAUCUGCAAUAACUCCACAUCAGGACUUAUGCAUUGUUUUGUUGGCUCUCUAGGCUUAAGAAAGUAUUGAUACUCAGAUGAAAUUAAAAUGUGUGCAAUAAGAACAUUUUUUAUAGUCCAGUUGUUAAACAUUUACCUAUACACCCCUGGUCUUGGGACAAGUCACCAAUGACAAAAGAUGACUAAAAACAAUUUAGUAACCUGAUUUUUUUUUUAAAAAAAUUGAUGUUCUAUGAUGUUACAUGAAUAAAAUAACUACUUUUUGUAGCUGAAUAAAAAAAUUCAGAUAUAAACAAUUCUCCAUUUUUUCCCUGGCUACUGAUUGGGUAAGGGCAUAAUUGCUUAAUUGUUAUAGAUUUAUUUUUUCUUUACUUAAAUUUUCUAGACAUAAGAUUUUUACAUUUUGUAUUUCAUCCACAAGUUAUUUUCCCUUUUAUUUGGAUUUAUUUGGUGUUUUUUAUUAUUUUUUGGCAAAUUAAUUCAUAUACCUCAUAACUCAGCCAUGCAUCCCUGAGUGAUCCCCAUGUUUGUUAUUAUUCACCUCAAGGGGGCCAAGUUAUUGUUGUGAACUUUGAUUUGAAUUUGAGUAAUUUUAGGAUAAGAAACUUGCUACCUCCCAGAAUCCAGAAUGCGCCAUAAAGAUGGAUGCCUGCAGAGACCACAUGUUGCACCAGAAGAUCCAGAGUGAACUCUGGGAUGUGAAUUGAACUAUGGGGGGUUGAAAUGCUUUUGUUUUGGAUGGAUACUCUUAUGCCAAAGGGGACUGCCCCCAAAUUGGCUUUUUGUCACCCUGGUAAUCAUUAGUUUUGUUCUUUUUCCCUUUUAUCCCCAAAUUAUUGUAAUUUAAAAGUUGAUUAUGUUAAAUGAUCAAUUGGGGAGACGAGUCUCCCAAAUGAUCACCAGGUGGAAUAUAUUGUUAGAAAUUCUUAAACCUCAAAAAAAACAAAAAACCUACAUUACCCAAAACUCUUUUCUGUAUUACCUAGACUUCUGUUCCCUUUUCCUGUGUCCUUUCAUUUUGCUUAAUUGUAUUUAAGUGGCUGUAAUUCCUACUUAUUCCUCUCUUUGAUCUGUGACCAGGCUGAGUUCAGGCAGUUCUUUUGCUUUAGUUAUUAUUAAUAAAACCUUAUAAAAUAUAAUACUUAGUUAUUGAUUAUUAAUUUUAAAACCCAAAGCAGAAGAGUGGUAAGGGCUAGGCAAUGGUAUGUAGUACACAGUAGGCACUCAAGAAGUGGUUGUUUCUUUCUCGCUUUUGGUUGUUGGUUUUUUUCUUGGUAAUUAAAAUGUAUCCUUGACAUCUUA